This is a messenger RNA of Rattus rattus (black rat), 1191 nucleotides long. RefSeq names its product chromosome 11 C5orf52 homolog (gene C11H5orf52). The record is from RefSeq and is a predicted model, not a curated record. Lineage: Eukaryota; Metazoa; Chordata; Mammalia; Rodentia; Muridae. The transcript has 3 exons. Bases 70 to 573 code for a protein of 167 amino acids.
CUGGCAACGCGCAGCGCUCCGCCUUAGGCUCCUGUGUAGAUAGUCGCUCCGUGUCCUCGUCCUUCCAUCAUGGUAUUCCGCUUUGCUAGCUUUUCUGAUUCUAGUCCGCCAGAGCCCUCCACACAGCCCAAAAGGCCUUCCGUCAAGUGGGACUUGGGCUCGGAUUACGAGGACGUUUCGAGUGAGACCAUCGCUUCUGGCUCGGACUUCCGGCGCGAGAGAACAGAUAGCCAGCCGGAUAUUGGCCUCAACGUCCAACCGCAGAUCUACUUCCUGCGGCCGCGGUCCCCAAUCCCCAAGUUGUUAUUCAGCUUAAUUAAUACCAGUGAUGCAAAUGUGAAGAAAAUGUUACCCAAGAGCCAUUUGUCUCGGGUGAUUAUUCGGGACAACCUCAACGCACAGCGCGUCUAUGAGAUGGAGAUGAAAGCCUCUGACAAGACCAAGAGGAAGAUGAGCUACUUGUACGACCACCUGAAAAAGAAGUUCAUGACCGACCAGCUGAGAAAGAUGAUGCGCUGGAGGCGGGAUUCCAUGAGCACCCAGCAGUACUUGGAUAGGAAACGGGUCUGUUGAGGCUCGACUGAGCUGGCGAGCCAACAACUGUGAACCGUGGCAGAAUGAUCUGCCCCAGGAACACAAAACCGCCCUGGUGAGAGCGGAGCAGCCCCAGAGCAUGCUGGUCUCCACAACAGUAGAGCAAUAAAAGAAAAGCUGCGGAUAGGAUAGGAGCGCAAAACGCACCAGUUCUAACCUGCUUUGCUCCACGCCAACCCCUCUAUCCCUGUGAAAUCCCUACAGCUACCCAUGCUCGGUGGAAGAGGCAGAGGCAAGCCAGUCUCCUUGGUUUGUGCAAACAUGGAAACUUAAGCCGUCUGUUUUUUCCUUCUCUUGUUCCUGUGUGUCUCUCUGUCUCCCUACAUUGUCUACCCCUCCUACCAUGUCCGAUCUUCUUUCCUUCCCUCCUCAUUUCGGUCUGCUCAGCACCCAGUUGUACACACACCCCCGAGGUGACGCAUCUGCGGGUUCCGCCGAGGCUGUGGACAUCUUCAAUGGAAAGGAUGAGUAAUAAACUGUGCAUUAUCCGAGUCAUAAGGAGGUCAGGGUGAAGCACCAGGCAAUGCUAUUCAGCAGCCUACCAGCUCUAGGAUCUUGAAACCUCUCUGGGUUCCUGUUCCUUAUCUGAAAGAGUCA